Alosa sapidissima (American shad) is the source of this 2759-nucleotide messenger RNA. RefSeq names its product SPARC-like 1 (gene sparcl1). The transcript has 11 exons. Gene Ontology annotation, biological process: anatomical structure development. Lineage: Eukaryota; Metazoa; Chordata; Actinopteri; Clupeiformes; Clupeidae. The record is from RefSeq and is a predicted model, not a curated record. The coding region runs from base 113 to 2113 and encodes 666 amino acids. Gene Ontology annotation, molecular function: extracellular matrix binding; protein binding; calcium ion binding.
GGGAUCUUCAGUGCAUUUCCACAGUGCUCAGUGUGAGGAUCCCCACCCUCAGCCUCUCACACGGAUCCAGCCUCCAGACUCUUUCUGCGCUGCUCAUACAACUGCAGUUGAAAUGAAGACCCAUAUGCUUCUCCUGUGCCUCAUGGCUUCAGCAUCUGUCAUGUGUGUCAGAAGCAAACCUCAUGCAAAACAUCAUGGCAUUUCCAAACAUUCCCAGUCACCUCAGGAGAAGGAUUCGGAUCCUGAGGAACCGAACGAGGGGAAGGGAUCCAUUCUACCCACUUUCCUCCCAUUUGAAGCCAGCAGCCAGGGGCAAGAGGAUGAGGAGGUGACCAUUGAGGGGGGACAGGCCAGCGAGGCGGUGGGCUUUGGGGAGGAGGACAACAAGGAGAGCGGCACCCCCGUUCUCCUGAGUGAGGAGGCACUGGCCCACCUCCUCCAGGGCUCUGAGGAGGAGCAGGAGGAGGAACAGGCAGCUGAAGUGGAGGAGGUGGCAGUAAAGGAGAGCGAGGAGAGAGAAAGUGAUAACGGAGAAGAGGUGAAGAAGAACGUAGAGAAGGAGGAGGAGGAUGGGGAGAAGGAAGGUGAGGAAGAGGCUGAGGGCCAGGGGGGGGAGGUGGAGAAAAGGGUAGAAGAGGCGGAGGAGGAGAGCAACAGCAGCACUGAGUAUGAGAUCCCCAUGGAUUUAGAUUAUGCCAGUGACAGUGAUGGGUCAGAACCUCGGGACACCAAGCUGGAGGAGGCUAAAUCCUCGUCCAGCGACGCUGAGGAUCAGCCUGAGAAGGAACACAUGCAGGAGGGGAAAGUGGAGGACCAGGAGCAGGAUGGCGAGGAGAUCCCCGCUGUCAUGGCCGACUAUGAUCCCGAGACCACAGGAGAGGACGCCGAGAUGCCCCCCAAAAAAGAGCUGGAGGAGGAGCUCAAAGAUAAAUCACAGGAGAAGGACACGUCCCUGGACAAGGAGAAAAACAGCAACGACAACAAACAAGGGGACGGUGAAGACGGGGACGAUGCCCUUCAGGAGGCCAAGAACAGCGUGGAAUUCAGGUCAGCACGCCUGCCAGGGGACGAGGGGGACAAGCAGGAGAAGCUCACCAACGAGAGCAGCAGUCACACCAAGGGUAAGGGUCGCAAGCAGAAGAAGAACCAGCGAAGGAAGGGGAAGGGGCAGAUGCAGGGUGACCAGCCCAUCCCGGCCGAGCCCAGCAACCCAGGGCACAGGCAGAUGCUUGGGCAGGAGAAGACCCCUGACACUGAUGACAAUGCUGUCCAGAGGCCUAAGAGAAGGAAGUCUGGGAAAUGGGCCCCUAUGGUGGGCAUGAACCCAGUCCAGAUCAGGGCCACGGUGGAGCUGUACCCGAGCCUGAGGCCACCCCCGACCCUGCCCGGCCAGGGCGCAGAAAGCAAUCCCUGUGAAAAUGUCAGAUGCAAGCGUGGAAAAGUCUGCAAAGUCAAUGAAGAUGAGAAGCCUGUUUGUGUUUGUCAAGAGGCAGUGGACUGCCCUACCAGUGUUACUGAAUUUGAUCAUGUUUGUGGGACAGACAACAAGACCUAUGACACAUCUUGCCAGCUGUUUGCCACAAAGUGUAAUCUUGAAGGCACAAAGAAAGGACACAGACUUCACCUAGACUACACUGGAGCUUGCAAAUUCAUCCCUCCCUGCCUGAGCACAGAGCUGGCCCAGUUUCCCCUCCGCAUGCGUGACUGGUUGAAGAACGUCCUGCUGCAGCUCUACGAGCAUGACACCAUGGCGCCCGGCUUUCUGACCCCUAAGCAACGGGCCAGGGUGCAGAAGAUCUAUGAGAGUGAGAGGCGACUGCAUGCAGGAGACCAUCCCAUCGAGCUCCUAGCCCAGGACUUUGAGAAGAACUACCACAUGUACAUCUACCCUGUGCACUGGCAGUUUGCUCAGAUGGACCAGCACCCCACAGACAGGUAUCUGUCUCACUCAGAGCUGGCUCCUCUCCGAGUGCCUCUGGUGCCCAUGGAACACUGCACCUCACACUUCUUCCAGGAGUGUGACGCAGAUAAAGACAAGCAGGUGUCCUUCAAGGAGUGGGGACACUGCUUCGGCAUCAAGGAUGAGGACAUGGACACUCACCUACUGUUCUAGUUACCUCUAUACCUCAUGCAUGGAGAGACAAGAGGACUUCUCCGACUGGUGCUGAGCAGACAGAAAUAAAGCUUCUCAGACUGUGAACUGUAAAGGGGGACAUUGCAAAUUCAAGAAGGAACAUGUGCUAAGUUCUUCUUGCCACUGUUUUCCACUUAGAUGGAUUGAAUGAGAAAUGUGGGUUUUUUACACUUCCAGAUAUAAUCCAAUGUGGGGAAAUGUAUCUACACAUGGCCAUGUUGUAUGAUGGAGUAUGUAGUCUUAGCUAGCGAGGAUUUUUUGUAAUUAAUGUGAUCUUGUAUAUCUAACCAUUAACCACAAUACUAUCUAUGUUACAAAAACAUUCCAAAGGGGGAAAAGUUUACAUUUUGUUCAUAUUAGAUAGAAUAAAGUGUUAAAAGAGUAUAUAUACUACUUAAUCAUUAUGCUGGAAUAUCAUGUUUGAUCAUUCCAUAUGGUGCUUUUACAUCACUGCUAUAAGAGCAGAAUAUGAAAUGGCACUAAAAAUAAAAAUGAAACUGAAAGAUCAAAUCGAUUACUGUAAGUUAACAGCAGUAGCUGUUACUAUGUAGUGUAAAGUGCCACAUAUUAUUUUACAUGUAAUGUCUGAUGCUUCCUUAACACUUCUAAUAAAAGCCUUUGAAUA